CGCUUAUUACGCUAGGCACCACAAUAUGACUAAAGCCAGUUAGUUUGGAAAGCUCCUCUGCGUAUUGUUUUCUCGUUAAGGAACGUUGGUGAAAUAACGUGCUGUUAUUGAGCAAAGCAUCACUGGUCACUUGAAGAAGAGUAACAAUGGCACAAGAGGUGUGCAGCCACGUGAAGGUGGUGGUUCGAGUGAGGCCUGAGAAUUACAGUGAGAAGAGUGACAACUUUAAGAAGGUGGUCCAGGUUGUUGAUAAUCACAUGCUAUUAUUUGAUCCCAAGGAACAGGAAAUGGCAUGUUUCGGUUCACACAGAGUACAGAACAGGAACAUUAACAAGCGGGCCAACAAAGACCUUAAAUUUGUUUUUGACCAUGUCUUUGAUGAGGACGCCACUCAAGCUGACAUCUUUGAGAACACCACUAAAGGUUUGCUGGACAGUGUGAUGAAUGGAUUUAACUGCACAGUGUUUGCCUAUGGUGCGACUGGAGCAGGUAAAACGCAUACAAUGUUAGGGUCACAAAAUGACCCUGGGGUUAUGUAUCGAACAAUGAAAGAACUUUUUCAGCGUAUGGAUGAUGCCAAGGAGGAGAAAGAGUUUGCUGUUGCAUUCUCAUAUCUUGAGGUUUACAAUGAACAGAUCAGAGACUUGUUGGCCAGGGCGGGCCCUCUUGCUGUGCGAGAAGACAGCUCUAAAGGAGUGGUUAUUCAGGGCCUUUCACUGCAUCAGCCUAAAUCUGCAGAGCACAUACUUGAGGCCUUGGAUUCUGGGAAUCAAAACAGAACACAGCACCCUACUGAUGUGAAUGCCACCUCUUCUCGGUCCCAUGCUGUCUUUCAGAUAUAUUUGCGACAGCAGGACAAGACUGCCAGCAUAAAUCCUAAUGUCUGUGUGGCCAAAAUGAGCCUAAUUGAUCUUGCGGGCUCGGAGAGAGCCAGCGCCACCAAUGCCAAAGGUGCCCGUUUUCGGGAAGGUGCCAACAUUAAUCGCUCACUCCUUGCUUUGGGAAAUGUUAUCAAUGCACUUGCUGACCCUAAGAAUAAGAAGGCUCAUAUACCAUACAGAGAUAGCAAGCUGACACGCCUACUUAAAGACUCCUUGGGAGGAAACUGCAGGACACUCAUGAUUGCCAAUGUUAGCCCCUCAUCCAAAUCAUACGAUGACACUCACAACACUUUAAAAUAUGCCAACAGAGCCAAGGAGAUUAAGUCUUCGCUGAAGAGUAACGUUGUCAGCCUGGACAGUCAUGUUGGCCAGUACGCAGCCAUAUGUGAGAAACAGCGGCAGCAGAUCAUACAGUUAACACAGAAACUAAAGGAAUACGAGAAGAAGGCAGAGCCUGGGGUUUCUAGCAUGAUCUCUUCUCUGAAACAGACAGAAGUCGCAAAGGUGUCAGAAGCUCUGCAGCAAAUCUUUUCUAGCCGAACCCAAAUCAGAAACGAACAGCUGGAUUUGGAGAGGCAACUGAAGGAGAAUGAGCUGCGCCAGCACUAUAGUGAGGAGGACAACCAGCAGGUCCAAUAUUUCUGUGCCAAAAACAAGAUUGAGAAGGCCACUUGUAAACAUGAACGCAAGAUCGCCAGCUUACGCACUCAGCAGCAACACAUUCUUAAGCGUUUGAAGAACGUAGAAAGACGUUUCCUCGACAACGAUGGCUGGCUUCAUCGUGUAGAAAAUGAGAUGAAGCUAUUAAAGUCAAAUGCUGAGGCCUCUGUGGUCUUAGAGAAGGACUUACAUUGCCACAGACUGGAGUUGCAGGUUAAUGAUUUGAAACAACACAUCAAGCAGAUGAUCAAGCUUACUGCUCUGCAGGAUCAGGAGAACAAGCGCAUGCAGAAAAUGGCUUGUGUCCUGUUACCAGCUUAUAGUCGACAAUACAAUGUGUUGCAUGAGGCUGGAUUGGUUACAUCAACAGAUGAGGCUGAGAACCAAGAAAUUGAACACAUUUUGCUGAGGGAGAGAGGUGUGGUGUGGGCAGACCAGGAGGAGGCGGAUCAGUGUUUAAAAGAUGAAAGACCUUCAGAGAUGUCACACAAGACAAAUGAGGCUGGAGGCUUCAUGAUCCACGGCGAACUGGCACCUAUCCUGUCUUUUUCACAUCUGCUCUACCACCAGAGCAGUCCUUGUAGUGCUGAGACGAGACAAGCAUCACUGUGCAGUGUUGUUCAAGGCCCAAAAGGUGGAGGGAAACAGACAGAUGUGAUACAGAAAGCACCUCCCAGGAAACCUGUCAGGAAAAACCUCUCUGUAUUAUUGAAACCACAAAGCCCCAGAACCAAGGACCACGGCUGUGAAGAGGGCAUGUUCCCACUACAGUGCACACCAGAACCUGUUAAAACAGUCUCUGCUCCCCCGUUGAUCUCCUCCACUGCAGAUGAUCCCAAUAGGACCUUUGAAAUUCUAGAAGAGGAACAAACUGCACCUUUUCCAACCAUCAAAAUGCAUAGGGGCAGUCCUUUUCAGGCAUCUAAGUCCAUGGACCUCUCAGCUUCAAGCCAGCUACGCCAUCAUCCCAGGGCCAAUGAAAGAAACCAUAUUUCUGCCAAAAGAUUACUGGUGCCAUCUUUACAAAACGUGAGGCGUGCCAACCCACCGUACAUGAACAUGACGACUGCUGUACAACGAAAACGGAAAGUUAAUCACACAGAAGAGUCGACACAGGGAUUUUCUGAACCUAAGCGAAUUAAGAAAGAUCUUUCAGUGACUCCAAAGGCCCCUGUGGUGCGCCGUGUUUAUGGAUCAGAGGAGAACAAACCUGGCAGAGUUGUGAGGAGUGUUUCUAAAAGGAAGCUCCACAUCAUUGAAAGACAGAAGCCCAAACCCUUUUGAUAUGAAACUUCCAGGCACUUCAGCCAAGUGACCAAGCAGAUAUAAAUCAGUGCUUUACGUUCCUCAAGUUCAGUUUUAUUUUUUUUUUAUGAAUGCGGUUUCACUUGAUGGCUUAAGUGUGUGUGUAAACAGUGUAUAGGUUUUGUGUUGUUUAGUUUGAAUGGUUAUGUUUGUAGAUUUUUUUAACAGAUGUGCAAAGUAAUGACAGAAAAUAGAACUGUAAGUCCUGUGGAUUUGUUGUACUUGUGUUUUAUAUUCAUUCAUUCAUUGAUAUUAUUAUUAUUUUUUUCUUCUAGAAGUUUGGUAGGUAACCAUAUUGUCCCAUGGCAGGUAAUUACACAUUUCAUUAAAAGUGAGG
Thalassophryne amazonica is the source of this 3183-nucleotide messenger RNA. RefSeq names its product kinesin family member 18A (gene kif18a). Bases 147 to 2825 code for a protein of 892 amino acids. Gene Ontology annotation, molecular function: microtubule binding; ATP binding; microtubule motor activity. Lineage: Eukaryota; Metazoa; Chordata; Actinopteri; Batrachoidiformes; Batrachoididae. The record is from RefSeq and is a predicted model, not a curated record. The transcript has 18 exons. Gene Ontology annotation, biological process: mitotic spindle organization; microtubule-based movement.